CAGUAGAAACCGAUGGGGGAAAUUGUUAUUGUGGUGGUGUCGUUGGUGAUGAUAGUGAUGAUGGUGGUGGUAAUACAUAAUGUUGAUCAUCACAAAGCAAAAGAGAGAAAGAUUAUAUGUUGAUGAUGAGGAUGAUGAGGAUGAAGAUGAAACUACGACGAUGACGACGAUGACGACGAUGCAAGCAAACUAAAGUAGAACCAACGAACCAAGUAGACCCGAUAUUACAAACGCUACAAAAUACAAUAUUACAACUAGUAUAAUUACGUAGGUCUACAAAUAGUUGCGUGAGUUUUAUUUCGUGAAUAGCAUCUAGUCGCAGUAGAUAAUUAAUCUUAUCAUAUACGCAAAAUAUAAUAUCUCGUUUUUUUGUUAUUAAAAACUAAGCGGUCAUUUUAUUUUAUUAUUAUUUUAUAUCUAUUCUUUAUUCUUUAUUUAUUAAUAAAUAUAAAAUAAAAUAAAAAAAAAAAAAAAAAAAAAAAGUAAAUAAGUAAAAAAUGUCGUGUGCUAUAGGAUGUAUCAGAUGGCUACUAUUUAUCUUCAAUUUUAUAUUUUGUCUAUGUGGCCUAGCACUUAUAAUUCCUGGAGUAAUUGUUCAUUUGAAUAUCAAAGAUUUGUCAACUGAGAUGCAAGAAAAUGUUAUGUUUCCAGUAAUUGCUAUUAUUAUUAUUGGGAGUGUAAUUUUUGUAAUUGCAUUUUUCGGAUGCUGCGGUGCUAUUAGAGAAAGUCAUUGUAUGACUGUUACUUUUGCCGUCCUGCUUCUAACGAUUUUAGUAUUUCAAAUUGGUAUUGCAAUUUUUGCUUUUAUUCAAUUAAAAGGAUUUGAUAGAGACUCAUUUGACCAUACUUAUGAUAAAAUUUUCAAUGAUUACUGGAAUGAGAAUAAAAAACAAGAUCGGAUAUUCAUAGAUGUUGUUCAAACUGCUCUGAGUUGUUGUGGUGUUCAUGGACCUGAAGAUUUCUCUUCCUCAAGACCAGGAUUUAAUGGUUCAAUUCCAUUAAGUUGCUGUCCAUUAAAUUUUCAGGAACCUAAACAACAAUUUUGUAAUGAACAUCCAUUUAAGAGUGGAUGCUCAGAGAAUGUAGCUAUUUUCUUUGAAUUUGCUGGAAAGCUGCUUGGUGGUAUUGCUCUAGGAAUUGCCGGCAUUGAACUCGUUGGUAUUAUAUUUGCUCUAUGUCUUGCUAAUUCCAUACGUAAUGCUGAUCGUCGAGCGUACAGAGUUUAGUUUUUUGGGUUUGGGAAUAGUAUCAUAAAAACUCUAACUCAGAUUAAGAUCAAGAUCAAGAUCAAAAUCAAAAUUUUUCUGAUUCGUUAUGCGAAACACACACUACAAGUAUUUAACAACAGCCAUAAUUUGUGGUAAUAAGCUUAAACUAAUUCAUUUAUAUACAUAUAUGUAUAUAAUAUGCAAAGUUAAUUGGUUCAAUUAAAUAUUUUCUAACACAA
Messenger RNA from Microplitis demolitor, 1447 nucleotides. RefSeq names its product CD63 antigen. NCBI's taxonomy places the organism in Eukaryota, Metazoa, Arthropoda, Insecta, Hymenoptera, Braconidae. The record is from RefSeq and is a predicted model, not a curated record. The transcript has 4 exons. The coding region runs from base 498 to 1226 and encodes 242 amino acids. Gene Ontology annotation, cellular component: membrane.